AUGUCUGAUUUUGGCCAUGUUGUUGACAUUCUUGCUUUGGAGCUUUGGAGAGAGGUUUACCUGUAAGUGUGCAUCAAGAACUGACAUAAGAGAAGCGCUAAUCAAGUUCUAGACGUGAGUAUUGUGAGUACUCAAUUCCCCAGAGUGGAAUUAUUUCCUUUUGAGUGGAUUUUUGAGAGGAAAGAUCCAGACUCUUUCUUGCUAGUCUUGCGAAACUUUCUUCCCUCUACUCUUAAAACAUUCUCACAGAAUAAUACUGACUAUAUGUUGUGCAGAUUGCCACAUUCACGUCAGUUAGCACGUUUGCGUCCAUCAUCCAGCAGAUACAUUACGCAGUCCACUGGCGAAAUAUAAAGCAACUCCAGUACGAGCGAGCUCUUGAAAAUUUAAGACACCCAGCUCGAGCCUUUGGUGGUGCCGCAGGAGGUUUAGAUGAUGCGCUAUUCUAUAUCCGUACGAAUCAAAUUUCUCCUUGAAUCUUGAAUUCUCGCUAAUUCUAACCAGAAUUUUAUACUUACAAUGUGAUGUCACUCAACAUCCUCUUUUGGUAUUAGAUACCCCUUCAUGUUGCUACAGUGCUUAAUUGACUCCGGAGAUAGGGCCACGUUAUUAUUUGUCGGCUCGUGGAACAUUAAGGCGACUUGGUUAGGAAAUUGGCGCUAUAAGUUGGCACCAGCCUCCAAAAUCUUUUCAGUUAUUUACCCCACUUUUACGGUUGGCUUGAUGCAAUCCGAUAUCAUCGCGGAUAAUAUUCCAGGGUUUUUCGUUGUUGCUAAUUCUACCAGUAAGUUUCAGUCCCCUGAAAUAUGCGGCUCAGGAAGAUGGCUGAUUCCAGAAGUGAUUUUGGGCUCGCUGAUUGGAGCUAUCUUGAUGUUUUUGACGUUGUUCAAAUACAUCAAAACCAGACGCUUGGUGUUACAGUCUGGCGGAAGAGGAGGAUGGUGGGCUUCUGGCGGAUCCAAAGAGAGGCGUGCUCCAGCAUUAAAUACAGAAGAGAGUCAAAUUGGAGUUACCACAUCUGACGGCACUCGAGAUGCUCUAUACGACAGAAGUUUAAUCAUUCGCUUUUGUAUCGGCUUCACGAUAAUGACGUAAGUCACAUUGGAUAUUCACUUUUCACCCAGCCACUUUCUUUUGCUAAUAUAUUGCAGGUUUUUUGUGGUAGCUGUUGUCUUUUUCAAUUUCUUUCAUUUGGCAAUGAAAGCAAGUUUAGCAUUGUCCGGUGGACCAAAUCUUGAACCUUCUAGCGCCAUUACUGACCUCGCAUUUUUCGCACCAGGGGUGACAGCAAGUCUUGUCACAUUCCUGGUAUUCGGAACGACAAAAUCAUGGCGUCAAUACCGUGACUUGGUAUUCAGCGGGUGUGGAAUUAUGACCGCUAUCAAACAUAAAAGGUCUCGACAAGCAGCAGAAAAUAGUCAAAAGGAACAAAGCUUGGAGUUUGCACGCCUACCAAGCCUACCAAGCCUAACACGAAAGCUGAGCGACGAAGAACGAGCUCGAGGCAAAGAAAUAGAAAGUCGGGUAAGAAUGUUCUCCAUUGACUCAGGAAGUGUAAGUCCAAUAGAACACCCGAGCUAUUCAACACCCGUGCAUCGUCCUGGUCCUUCAUAUUCAUCGAUUGGCACCCAGACAUUCUCAUCGGUCGGUACACAAACAUUCUCAUCGGUUGGUACGCAAAGAAGGGAUUCACACGCCACUGCUCAGCCAAUACAAUUUCAUAGAGUGUUUCCCUCUUACGAUUCAGGUUCAGGAAUCGAGAUUGAAGCUGGAAGAGGCGAUCUAGUCAUUCAAUAUGAUCCGAGAGAAACAAUAGGAAGAGAUUAUAGUAGUCGAGUGCAAGUUCUCCCUGGAGGCAGGCUAACCGAGGAGAGGCCCACUCAAGACUUUUACGGAAGGGCUUUAUGA
This is a messenger RNA of Hymenoscyphus albidus, 1908 nucleotides long. The record is from the annotation of a GenBank genome assembly. NCBI's taxonomy places the organism in Eukaryota, Fungi, Ascomycota, Leotiomycetes, Helotiales, Helotiaceae.